Messenger RNA from Musca vetustissima, 3232 nucleotides. RefSeq names its product phosphatidylinositol 4,5-bisphosphate 3-kinase catalytic subunit beta isoform (gene Pi3K92E). Lineage: Eukaryota; Metazoa; Arthropoda; Insecta; Diptera; Muscidae. The transcript has 8 exons. Gene Ontology annotation, biological process: phosphatidylinositol-3-phosphate biosynthetic process; phosphatidylinositol-mediated signaling; phosphatidylinositol 3-kinase/protein kinase B signal transduction. Bases 2 to 3232 code for a protein of 1076 amino acids. Gene Ontology annotation, cellular component: cytoplasm; phosphatidylinositol 3-kinase complex; plasma membrane. Gene Ontology annotation, molecular function: 1-phosphatidylinositol-3-kinase activity; 1-phosphatidylinositol-4-phosphate 3-kinase activity. The record is from RefSeq and is a predicted model, not a curated record.
AAUGGCACCGUUGGCUGGUUCAUCAUUUUCCAUUGACACGUGGAAAAACGACCCACCAGAUGUUGAACUGAAAUGUUUUCUACCAAAUGGCAUUUUUCUAUGUUUGAAUGUACCUGCAACGACCACAAUACGAGAAGUCAAGGCAGAAAUGGUCCGACAAGCUAAAAACUAUCCAUUAAAUAAUCUGAUCAAAGAUGCAUGUGAUUAUGAAGUCAGUGGAAUAUCAGCAAUUGCACUGGUCGAACCAUUUACCGAUGAGACCAAACGAUUAUGUGAAUUACAGCCUUAUUUUUGCCUUUUACGUUUGGGUGAACGUUCUGAAGCUAGCACAAUAUCCAGUGAUUAUGAACUAUCGAAAUUGGUCAGUAACAUGAUUGGUAAAUCAUUUGAGGACUACAGUGCCCAGCGCAGUCCCGAAGAAGAUGAUUUUCGGCGAAAAAUGUCGCUGCUAUGCGAUGAAAUUGAACUGGAACGUUCCAAAUAUAGUUGGUAUGAAAAAUUGCUGUACGAGCAUCCUUUGCGGCUGGCGGAUACACCCGGAAUGCCCGAAAUCAUAAGGAAACGUUUUCGAAAUUCCAACUUUUUGGUUGUGGUCAAAUUGGAGAAUGAUGAGACAUCGUUUACCAUAUCGGUAAAUGAUCAGCAUACACCCCGAACACUAAUCGAUUCGGCAAUAUUAAAAGUUCGCAAAUCACAAAUAAAAGUCAGUGAUCGUGCCAGCGAUUAUAUACUGAAAGUUCGUGGCCGAGAUGAGUAUUUAUUUGGUGAUUAUCCAUUGAUACAGUUUAUUUAUAUACAGGAAAGCCUUUCCGGGUCUGACGUACCCAAUGUAGUUUUAAAAGCUAUCGAUACCUUACCAUCGUACAAAGCUUAUAAACAAGAAUUGAAUGCAGCCCCCAAACGACCACCAAAGCCUGAAAGCUUUCGCCAUCCCUCAAACGAAUUGGAGAACCGCAAGGUCAAAUGUUCAUGGGAUCUAAAUCAACCAUUUCGUUUACGUUUGCAUCGCAUCGAUAAUGUGAAUUGUGAUCUGGUCCGAGGUGAUAAAGUCGGUGUUCACAUUGGCCUCUACCAUGGCGAACACAAGCUGUGUGCCCAACAUUCAUUCGAUAUUGCCAGCAGUAAUAAUCGAUCGUUUACCUUCGAAAAAGACGUUAUCUUCGACAUACCCAUACAGAACUUGCCACGCAUGACCCGUCUAUGUUUGGUCAUCUAUGAAGUUACAAGAUCAUCACGCUCCAAAAAAUCAUCGAAUACCAGUAGUAAUACCCUGCUGAAAGAUGCCAAUGUCAAUAUCAAUUCACUGGCCUGGGUCAAUACAACGGUAUUCGAUUAUAAGGAACAAUUGAAAAGUGGCUGUAUAUCCCUAUACACGUGGACAUAUGCCGAUGACAUACAAUCGGAUGAAAUAUUUCAUCCGUUGGGCACAAUUGAACCGAAUCCUCGUAAAGACGAAUGUGCUGUUGUACAGCUGACAUUCCAUAGUUAUGAAUACGAUUAUAUACAAUAUCCCUCGGAGGAUACGGUAUUACAGUAUGCCACACGUUUGGCGGCCUGCAACGAACCACUGGGUCGCAUUAAAUCACUCGAUUACCCCCCAGUACCAUCAUCGACGGCGGCGGUCAGCAAAGUUUUAUCCCAGUAUUCUCGCACAUUUAAUAAGCUGUAUGAAAUGCACGAUCAGGAUCGUAAUGAUAUAUGGGAAAAACGAUAUAUCAUUAAAAUCGAAGAACCCGAAGAACUUUCGAUUCUACUGCAUUGUGUCAACUGGAAUAAACGUGAUGAGGUGGCUGAAAUGUGGUAUCUAUUAAAGGAGUGGCCAACCAUCUCAGUUGAAAGAUCAUUGGAAUUAUUGGACUAUGCUUAUCCGGAUCCAGCAGUUAGAAAUUUUGCUAUCAGAUGUCUGAAAAAUUUAAGAGACGAAGAGCUGCUGUUGUAUUUACUGCAAUUGGUGCAGGCCAUGAAACACGAAUCUUAUUUAGACUGUGCCCUUACCACAUUCAUAUUGGAACGGGCAUUACGAAAUCAACGAAUAGGUCAUUAUUUCUUCUGGCAUUUACGUUCCGAAAUGCAGACACCGUCAAUGCAGACACGUUUUGGUCUGUUAUUGGAGGCAUAUCUAAAAGGUUGUAGGCCACAUGUCUCGGUGUUACGCAAACAGCUGCAUGCAUUGGAAAAGCUCAAACAGGGUUCGGUGUUGGCGAAGAAGGGCAGUAAAGAAAAAGUUCGUAAUCUACUGCAAGAAUUUCUACGUAAUGGACGUAACAACAAUGUCUUCCAAGGAAUACAAAAUCCGCUGAAUCCCAGCUUUCGUUGCAAGGGUGUUAAACCGGAGAAAUGUAAAGUUAUGGAUUCGAAAAUGCGUCCCCUAUGGAUUGUAUUCGAAAAUGCCGAUCAGAAUUGUAAUGAUAUUUAUAUUAUAUUCAAAAAUGGUGAUGAUCUGCGGCAGGACAUGUUGACAUUACAAAUGUUACGAGUAAUGGAUCAAUUGUGGAAAAAUGAAGGUAUGGACUUCCGCAUGAACAUAUACAAUUGCAUUAGCAUGGAACGUCGUUUGGGUAUGAUCGAAGUGGUAUUAAAUGCCGAAACAAUUGCCAAUAUACAAAAGGAAAAGGGUAUGUUUUCAGCAACAUCACCAUUCAAAAAAGGCUCCCUAUACAGCUGGCUCAAGGAGCACAAUAAGACGGAAGAAGAAAUGAAUAAAGCCGUUACCGAAUUUACACUUAGUUGUGCUGGUUAUUGUGUGGCCACCUAUGUCUUGGGUGUUGCCGACCGACAUUCAGAUAAUAUUAUGGUUAAGAAAAAUGGUCAACUUUUCCAUAUAGACUUUGGUCAUAUACUGGGUCAUUUUAAAGAAAAAUUCGGUGUUCGCCGUGAACGUGUUCCUUUCGUACUAACCCAUGAUUUUGUAUAUGUUAUAAAUAAGGGUCGUGCCGAUCGCAUGGCCGAGGAAUUUCGAUAUUUUCAAGAAAUGUGUGAAAAGGCAUUUUUGGUAUUACGCAAACACGGCUGCCUUAUACUCUCACUAUUUAGUAUGAUGAUAUCAACAGGACUGCCAGAGCUAUCAUCUGAAAAGGAUUUGAAUUAUUUAAAAGAGACUUUGGUUUUAGAAUAUAGUACAGAAAAAGCACUCGAACAUUUCCGUUCGAAAUUUAGCGAGGCUUUAGCCAAUUCCUGGAAGACUUCACUCAAUUGGGCUUCACACAAUUUCUCUAAAAAUAAUAAACAAUAA